This is a messenger RNA of Miscanthus lutarioriparius, 909 nucleotides long. The record is from the annotation of a GenBank genome assembly. Lineage: Eukaryota; Viridiplantae; Streptophyta; Magnoliopsida; Poales; Poaceae.
AUGUCCUUCGGCAGCGGCAGCACUGGCGAAGUCGAAGGAGGCAAAUCGGCCGCCGCGAUGGCGUCGUGGCACGACAGCUUGGCGGCGCCGCCUCGCGUCCUCAUUUCUCACCGCCCUUCUGAUGCCAGCAGUCAAGGGACUGUUCUGUCACUUCAACAUCCAAGAUCAGGAGAUGAAACAGGGUAUCUAUUUAUUGAUGGUCAACUUCAAGAGAUCAACUGGUUUAAGGAGCGUUAUGGUGCUUGGUUCUUGGGGGAUUAUGUUUGUGAAGAUGGUGGCCUCUAUUAUUGCACCCCUGUUGAUCCUAUCUUCAUUUUCCUACCAACUUUCGAAGCUGCACGUUUGUCGAACGGGAAGGAUCCAGGAAAAUUCAGACAACUGGAUGAAAUAUUAUAUGUUGAGGGAUAUCCUGGAUACCAGCAGCUAAUGAAUGUAGCUAGUCACCGUAUGGAAUUGGUUUGUGAAGUAAAAGAAGUAUCUAACAUGAAGUUCUUUAGGCUGGACAACUCCAAGGUCUUAUCUUGGUUGUGCUGCAAGGUAUACAACCUAAAGGAGGUCUUCCCCAAGUUGGGUAAAAAUUAUGCCGCCCAAACAGAAAAAGAACAAUUGAAGGAGGCUGUCCAAAUGAUCCGUGAAUAUCUGAAGGACGAACCAUGGUUAACAUUACUAUGCAAGAAGCUGCAGCUGGAUAUCAAUGAGAUCACUGUUGAUGCGACGACCAAAACUGGUGAAGCUUCGUUUUAUGCGGACAGUUGUCCGGCACCUGCCCUCCCCUCUGAGAGUAAGACUGCGAAUGGUGGUGCCAAGUCAAGCAAGGGGAGGCCAGCGAAGAAACCAAAGACAGAGGUAGGAUCCAAGAACAUCAAAGAUAUGUUCCGAAGGGUCGCAAGGAGUGGAUCAGGAUCAUGA